Boleophthalmus pectinirostris (great blue-spotted mudskipper) is the source of this 2250-nucleotide messenger RNA. It is a transcript of the gene rpe65a, whose product is annotated as retinoid isomerohydrolase RPE65 a. The transcript has 15 exons. Gene Ontology annotation, biological process: retinal metabolic process; zeaxanthin biosynthetic process. Lineage: Eukaryota; Metazoa; Chordata; Actinopteri; Gobiiformes; Gobiidae. The record is from RefSeq and is a predicted model, not a curated record. Gene Ontology annotation, molecular function: retinol isomerase activity; beta-carotene 15,15'-dioxygenase activity; all-trans-retinyl-ester hydrolase, 11-cis retinol forming activity. Bases 513 to 2108 code for a protein of 531 amino acids.
GGUAGCCUUCUCCAAGUGCGCAUGCGCGGGAUGAACGCCAAACAAACAAUGCGUAAAUUCAAAACUCAACUUUUAUCAACAAAAAGCCAAAUUGUUAUAUACUUUAAAUCGCUUUCUACCCAAGUGUUAGAUCCCCGAGACAGAAACGCAGACAGAUGAUCAAAUUAUGUGAUAAAAUAUAACUAUAGCAAAACGUGUCUGCGAGAAGAUCUGCUGAUGGUUGCCAGUCAUGUUGUUCAUUUUCCAACAGAUGUCGCCCUAUGUUUUUCCAGCUAACCUACAAAGUCAGCAGUGUGGCUAUUGAGCCAUCCAACAGAGGAUAUGGGCACAAUGACAUUCUUGUUCACACUGAGACAUGAUUGGCCAAGGCAAAGGUUUUACACCAAAGAUUGCAGUCAACAUUUAAGGGGGGGCCUUCACGGAUAAAAAGGCUAAAUCCAGCUUGGUCAGAGGAGUCCAGUUCACCAGUGACCAGCAAGUAGCUUUGAGAGGUUCAGCAACAAGGAACAACUAUGGUUAGCAGAUUUGAGCAUCCAGCUGGAGGCUACAGGAAGAUCUUCGAAACAUGUGAGGAGUUGUCUGAACCACUUCCAGCUACUGUCACUGGUAGGAUUCCCUCAUUUCUGAAGGGAAGUCUCCUGCGUCUGGGGCCUGGGUUGUUUGAAGUUGGAGAUGAGCCCUUCUACCAUCUUUUCGAUGGACAGGCUCUCAUGCACAAAUUUGACUUCAAGAAUGGCCAGGUCACUUAUUACAGAAAGUAUGUGAAAACAGAUGCCUACGUGAGAGCCAUUACUGAAAAGCGUGUGGUGAUUACUGAGUUCGGGACCUUUGCUUACCCAGAUCCCUGCAAAAAUAUUUUCUCCAGGUUUUUCUCGUACUUCAAGGGUGUGGAGGUGACAGACAACUGCCUGGUGAACGUUUACCCCAUAGGAGAGGACUACUAUGCGGUCACAGAAACCAACUACAUCACCAAGGUCAACACGGAGAAUCUGGAGACACUCAAGAAGGUUGAUAUGUGCAACUACGUCAACAUCAAUGGAGUGACUGCCCAUCCUCACAUCGAGAGAGAUGGUACUGUCUGGAACAUUGGAAACUGCAUGGGGAAAGGAGCCACGCUGGCCUACAACAUUGUCAGGAUCCCACCAACACAGAAAGAUAAGUCUGAUCCAAUUGAGAAAUCCAAGGUGUGGGUGCAAUUCCCCAGUCAUGAGCGAUUCAAGCCUUCCUAUGUCCACAGCUUUGGCAUGUCAGACAACUACUUUGUGUUUGUGGAGACUCCAGUCAAAAUCAACCUGCUGAAGUUCCUGAGCGCGUGGAGCAUCCGAGGGUCCAACUACAUGGACUGCUUUGAGUCCAAUGAAAGCCAAGGAACACUGUUCCACAUCGCCAGAAAAGAGCCAGCGGAGUACAUAGAUCUGAAGUUCAAAGGAGCCCCCAUUGGCAUGUUCCACCACAUCAACACCUAUGAGGAUCAGGGCUUUAUCGUGGUUGAUCUUUGUGCCUGGAAAGGCUUUGAGUUUGUUUACAACUACCUAUGGCUGGCCAAUCUGAGAGCCAAUUGGGACGAGGUGAAGAAGGCGGCCAUGAUGGCACCUCAGCCUGAAGUGCGUCGAUAUGUGAUUCCACUGGAUGUGCACAAGGAAGAACAAGGAAAGAACUUGGUGAGCCUCCCUUACACCACAGCCACGGCCGUCAUGCACGCUGAUGGAAUGAUCUGGUUGGAGCCUGAGGUCCUGUUCUCUGGCCCACGUCAGGCAUUUGAGUUCCCUCAGAUCAACUAUGGGAGGUUUGCAGGAAAGAACUACACAUACGCUUAUGGUCUGGGUCUCAACCACUUUGUACCAGACAGAAUUGUCAAGCUGAAUGUGAAGACCAAGGAGACCUGGGUUUGGCAAGAGCCCGACUCCUACCCCUCAGAGCCCCUAUUUGUUCAGACCCCUGAAGGAGUGGAUGAGGAUGACGGAGUACUGCUGACCAUUGUGGUGAACCCAGGCGCUCAGAGGCCUGGGUACCUCCUGAUCCUCAACGCCAAGGACCUGUCUGAGAUCGCCAGGGCUGAGGUGGAGUGUACCUUCCCUGUCACCUUCCACGGGAUGUACAAACCCUGAAAUGCCCCAUGUCUAAUGUAUUCAAUCGAGCCAGUGGUCUUGAAAUAAAGAUGAUAAAUGUAUGGUCAUGUCAGGAUACAUGAUUUUAUAUUGUUAUUUGCAUGCUCUGUAAAUGUCUCAAGGUAGGAACAAUAAACUGAGU